AUGCGGACGCCGGUGGUGAUGACGGUGGGCAUGGUGCUGGCGCCCUGCGCCCUGCUGCUCAACCUGGUCAGCACGCUGGCGCCCGGCUGGCGGCUGGUGAAGGGUUUCCUGGACCAGCCGGUGGACGUGGUGCUAUACCAGGGCCUGUGGGACAUGUGCCGCGAGCAGAGCAGCCGCGAGCGUGAGUGCGGCCAGCCGGACGAGUGGAACUACUUCACGGCCGAGCCCGUGCUCGUGGCGCGGGGCCUCAUGGUCACAUCGCUGGCCACCACGGCCCUGGGGCUGCUGCUGGCGUCGCUCGGAGUGCGCUGCUGGCGGGACAAGCCCCACUUCGUGCUGGCCGGCCUCUCGGGCCUCGUGCUCUUCGCCGCGGGCCUCUGCAGCCUCAUCCCCGUCUCCUGGUACAGCCACUUCUUGCGGGACCGCGACGUGCUGCCCGCGCCGGCCAGCCCGGUCACGGUGCACGUCAGCUACAGCCUGGUGCUGGGCUACCUGGGCAGCUGCCUGCUGCUGCUGGGCGGCUUCUCGCUGGGGCUCAGCUUCGCGCCCUGGUGCGAGGAGCGCUGCCGUCGCCGCCGCAAGGCGUCCGGCGCCUACCCGCGCCGCAGCAGCAUCAGCACCGUGUCCGUCGACUGGCCCGAGCCGGCCCUCACGCCCGCCAUCAAGUAUUACCCUGACGGCCAGAACCGGCCUCGGGGCGCCGCCAGCAAGCGCGAGGUCGGCUUCCGCAUGCCGCGGCCGCCGCCCAAGGCCUACACCAACCCGGUGGACGUGCUCGGCGGGGAGGCGGCCGCCGAGUCCCACGGCGCCUCCUCGCACACCACCAGGCCCUACCACAGCUCGCUGCCCUGCGACUCCGACCUGUAA
This is a messenger RNA of Trichechus manatus latirostris (Florida manatee), 867 nucleotides long. RefSeq names its product claudin 23 (gene CLDN23). Gene Ontology annotation, cellular component: bicellular tight junction; plasma membrane. Gene Ontology annotation, biological process: cell adhesion; bicellular tight junction assembly. The transcript has a single exon. Gene Ontology annotation, molecular function: structural molecule activity. NCBI's taxonomy places the organism in Eukaryota, Metazoa, Chordata, Mammalia, Sirenia, Trichechidae. The record is from RefSeq and is a predicted model, not a curated record. Bases 1 to 867 code for a protein of 288 amino acids.